UCAAUUUGACCAUUUACGUCCUGUGGUUACCUCGCAGUGGGCGUCAUUGGGAAAGACACUCCAGUAUCUGCCUGCGGCCACAACUCCCACGAAUACCUAUGCGGCAGAUAGACAACGCCUUGCUCCUGCGCAGCCUGCGUGUCCCGUCUCGAAAGUUUAAGGAAAUUCCCCUGGCGACUUUUCCGCCGCACGUUAGUAGAGGUGUCCCGGGGUGAAGACUCCCCAACCACCCCGGUCUUAACGCCAACAACGACAAGGAAUGCGCAUUUGAAGGAACUAUUACCGUGGCUGGUCUUAUUACGUCUUUGCACUGGAAAAGUUGCGGUGCCACUAUUUUACGCGUAGACAGUUCCGGGUUUAAACUCUUCUCAAGGCGCGAUACCAAUGGAAUAAGUUAUGUAGCUUUGGCAAACUAACCAUGACAGGACGCACUAUCGCUGUAAUUGAAAUGACACUUGUAUCUGACGCAGCAGCGCGCCUAAAUGGACAGGAUCGUGUAGAUAGCGCUCCAAGGAGGAACCCAGAAUCAAUAGCAUUAUUAGAGCACAAUGUUGCCGCCGCGAACGGAAAUGCCGUGCCUGGUCCUGACACUGAAGCUCAGACGAGCCCAAACAAGAAAAAGGAAAGUGCUGUGUGCAGGUUAAAAGAAGAGCUAAGUGAAAAAGUUUGUGAUAUAGUUCCACUGUGGGCUGUCCUCCUCCUCAUUUUUAUCACCAUCAUUGUUUUAAUUUUUCUGGCACUUUUCUUAUGCACAGUUAUUUACGAAGACGUUGACGAGAAAUAUGACCCCACGCAGUUUGGAAUGCUUCGGAAUUUUAGUGGGAGUUUCCGGUUGCCCAAUUUCAAUUUCACAGAAGAGCUCCUUAACCUGACGUCCAAUGGGAGUCCAUCGCUUACUGCAGAACUGGAAAAUAAGCUGGAUGGCCUCUUUAGAGACUCCCCUGCCCUGGGAAGAUACUUCUCAAGGAGUCAAAUAUACCACUACAGCGAUGGCCCUGUCACAGCCUUGUUCCGUCUGAUGUUCCGGAUGCCUGAGGAGAAGGAAGAGGAGGAGGGGGGGCAGCUGACACACUUCACCCUGAGCUGGGAGAUGAUAUACAACGUGCUCAGGCAGUUUCUAUAUGACCAGGAAGUGGACCCGUCCGACCACACGUACAUAGAGCCCGCUUCUCUAAACAUAUCUAGUGUGGUUACAAACAGAAAAGACUGCCAUUGCCUUUAAACAGGCAAUGACAGUAUAAAACCUUGAAAUAUGAAACACGUCCACUGCAGUAUCUUCCGAAGGCACAUUUAUAUUUUAAAAAGAAAAGUUAAAUCAAUCAACUUUCUUUCCAAGUUCUAAGCAGUUAGUCGUUGCUACUCGACAAACAAUAAAUCACAAAAUUAUCAGUAAAAUUUUAAAGUUUGAUUGUUUAAAUUCAAAUCUGAAAAUGCCUUCAAAACACUUCAAUUCAAAUCUUUACUGGCAUAUUCAAAACAACUAUGUCCUCAUUAAUAGUUAUUUCUUCACGCUAUCAUUGUAAAUAUAUAGUUCCCUCUGUUUUUUAGCAGCUAUUGCACUAUAACGAUGAAUUUUAGCAAAAAGAGAUUUAAUUUGAUAUAUUGUGAUGGCCCUCGAUAUUGUGAAACCUUUGAUAUUAUGAUAUCACCAUAUUUUGGUUAUUGUUGUAUCUUUACCGUUUACAUUACAUUUACAAUUAUAUUACAGGUUAAAGUGUGUAAGUAAACGCACAUUUAAGAGUGUGACAGCCCUGGGAGUGAUUUUGGUCUGCUGGCUCUAGUAAUUUUACCAUCACAUACAAAAAAGUCUAGAAUUUGAUCAUGCUUUUUUUUUUUUUUUUUUUUUUUUUUUAUAUAUAUAUAUAUAUAUUCUGUAGUGAUCAAAAUUUUUAAUUUCUUCUGUUAAAGAAUGGGUCCAUUUAAUAUAUUAUUCUUUUGAGUUAAAUUGAUGUCAGUUUUGAUAAAUGCUGAACCAUAAACCAGGUCAAGACAGUUUUUGAAAUUGCCCAAAACCUUAAUCUAAACACUAACAUAUUGUAUUCUAAAUAUAGUGGGCUAGUCUAAUCAUUUGAUGUUCUCCUAGAACACUGACAUCACAAAGCUGUAAUGUUAUUGUUAUGUUUUUGUAUUAAUUUAUUGUUUUCUAAGACUGUCAUGUUGUUGUUAUGUUUUUGUAUUAGUUUACUGUAUUCUAAGGUUGCCAUUUGAUGAUUACCGAGGAAGUGUAAGAGUAUUUCCCAGAGUACACAGCUGACUGGAUGGUGUCUGGUUAUCAUGUGGGAUCAUGCUUCAGUGUUUGCAGCAGACCACAGACACGUCACAGUCACUGGAUCUGUCAGCACUAACCACGACGACAUUACAUAGUAACAUGUUUAUUUAGAGCCCACAGCCUCUGAGAAGUCUACCAUUGAUAGUGUGUUUAAGUGUUUAAUCCUAUGAAUCAAAACUAGGAUUGCAAAGUGUUAUUGAAAGUAUUAAUAAUUAACACAUCAAGAUGAAAGCACAUGUACAAAAAUCGAUUUAUUUUUGCUGAGUGAAAUAAUUCUAUGCAUCCAAAAUGGCUUUACCAUUUGUAUUUGGAUAGGAUAAACUGACCCCGUUGUGUUCUCACAUAACAUCACUGGAUGUCUUUUAUCUUGGCUGAAUCUGGCGUCAAAGACGAGUGAUUUACACGUUAACCCUAUUGAAAGGCGCGUUGACGCGCGACUAAAGUUCUGCGGCGCAAAUGAAGCGAAUUGGGCAACGCGAUUCCCGCAUUUCCCGCGGCGCGAGUCAAGCAUGGAUCUUAACUUUCUGCGUCUAUUCGUGUCGCGUCAACCAAUCAGCAGCAUGUUUUGAUACUGGGGUGUCUGAAGCGCAGCAGAGCUUCAACCACCUCCUAGUGAUCAUUUUCAAAGUUAUCAUUUGUGCACUUAUGUCUGUCAUUGUUGGUGGUAUUGCCAUGUGAAUAAUAUGGUUUACAGGUUUGAAAU
Messenger RNA from Periophthalmus magnuspinnatus, 2972 nucleotides. RefSeq lists its product as uncharacterized. Lineage: Eukaryota; Metazoa; Chordata; Actinopteri; Gobiiformes; Gobiidae. The record is from RefSeq and is a predicted model, not a curated record. The coding region runs from base 419 to 1222 and encodes 267 amino acids. The transcript has 7 exons.